Messenger RNA from Ananas comosus (pineapple), 1907 nucleotides. RefSeq lists its product as uncharacterized. The record is from RefSeq and is a predicted model, not a curated record. The transcript has a single exon. NCBI's taxonomy places the organism in Eukaryota, Viridiplantae, Streptophyta, Magnoliopsida, Poales, Bromeliaceae. The coding region runs from base 173 to 1843 and encodes 556 amino acids.
AAGAGCCAUCCAAAAGCACAACUCGGAGCUUAGUCUUAGACCAUAGAAACUUACUAACCAACCAGCAAAACACAACAGCAUUAACCACUACAAAAAAAAAAUAAACCAACCUCCUCAAUCCCCCACCAUUCUAUGCUUUUUCUUUCGCUAUCUGUAGCUUGAUUUCUUGUUCAUGGCUAUGGUGAUGGACCAACAACAACAGCAACAGCAGCAGCAGCAGCAGCCGCAGCCACCGCCGACGUAUAAGCAUUACUGUAGGAUCUGCAAGAAGGGCUUCGGCUGCGGGCGGGCUCUCGGUGGCCACAUGCGCGCGCACGGCAUCAACGAUGAAGCCUCGGGGGGAAACGAUCUGGACGACGACCCCUCCGCUUGCGGCGGCAAUAAUGCCGAUCAUUGGGACGCCGCCGCGAACCCGUCGGUGGGACAUAAGCGCAUGUACGCUCUCCGCACCAACCCGAACCGCCUCAAGAGCUGCCGCGUCUGUGAGAACUGCGGCAAGGAGUUCGUCUCCUGGAAGUCCUUCCUGGAGCACGGCAAAUGCAGCUCCGACGACGAGGUCGAGGACUCGCUCCCUUCGUCCCCUCCGUCAGAUGCGGAGGACGACCUCGUUGCCGCGCACCGUGGGUAUGCCGCGUGGUCGAAGGGCAAGCGGUCGCGACGUGCUAAGAAUUCCGCCCCGGCGAUGCAGUUGGUGUGCCCGUCAAGCGAGGAGGAGGACUUGGCCAAUUGUCUUGUUAUGCUGUCGGCUGCGCGUGUCGACCCGGUGGUUGUCGUCGACACCGACCAGGAGUCGUGCGCGUCGGCAAGCAAGGACGAGGACCGGGCACGGCCGCAGCUGCCGACGCCGCCGCAUCCGAUAUCCUUUUUCGCUCCUCCGCAUGAGAAAUUGAAAUCGCCUGUGCCGCCGACAGCAACCGCGACAGCAACGACGGUCCCCCGCGGGCUGUUCGAGUGCAAGGCGUGCAAGAAGGUGUUCACCUCACACCAGGCCCUCGGCGGCCACCGUGCCAGCCAUAAAAAAGUCAAGGGCUGCUUCGCUGCCAAGCUCGACGAGCUCGACGAUGCCCGGCCCCACGACGACGACCACCCAGCCGCAGUCGCACGCGACAGUGCUGCCGCUGCCGCUGCGGAAACCGAUUCUGCCGUUGCGGGAAUGGCGAUGGCAAUCGUGCCGUUCAGCAACCCGCCCCCGCUGGCGGCGGUGGCACCGCCGCCGUCGCCACUGAAGAAGAAGUCGAAGGUGCACGAGUGCUCGAUAUGCCACCGCGUGUUCACGUCAGGGCAGGCGCUCGGCGGGCACAAGCGGUGCCACUGGCUCACGUCAAACUCGCCGUCAGACUCCACCGCGAUCGCGAAGCUCCAUGCAUUGGCGGGGCCAGACCACGCCGUCAAUCACCACCACCACCACCUAACCCUUCGGCCGAUGUUCGAGGCCAAUUCCGGGGAGCCCCUCGAUCUCAACCUCCCCGCGCCCGCCGACGAGGCCGCGGGGGGCCGGCACGCAGACAUCGGGAGCCCGCUGCGGCUCGACGUGCCCGCGACAAUCUACUUGCAAUCAUGGAUCGAUCACAGCAGUGCGAGUAACAAAGUUAAACCCACAACAAGCAGUAAGAACAACAACACUACUACAACUAAUAAUAACAAUAAUAAUACCAACAACAAGAGUGAGGGGUUUAAUGUGAAUAAUAAUAAUAAUAAUAAUAAUAGCGUGGAUGAUGAGGUGGAUAGUAACGUGAAAAUGGCGAAGUUGAGUGACCUCAAAGACAUUAACAUGGGGGGUGAGUCCUCACCGUGGUUGCAGGUGGGGAUUGGGUCAUCUGGUAACGAAGGGAGUGAACCGUAAGAGGGAAAUUUAUUAAUCCAUCCAUUCAUUCAUUCUUUUUUCUAUAUUAUUUAUUUAUAUAGAA